AUGGAUGAAAGCAUCAUUAGGGUGCCUUUUUAUGCGUCAACUUCCGCAUGGCGGACAAAGGCGCAGUUGCAGGGUCUUCUUCGCAAUCACCCAAGCGUUAUAGCUGACAGUGGUCUUCUUGCGGCUCCUGGUACAAUCUUUAGCACCGCGCGAUUGUCGCUACACAACAGUGAGAGCGCAUUGGCAUUGGGUAUGAAUCCUUUAGGUGGAGGAGGGAGCGUUGGACUAAUGUCUGUUGAAGGGCCAGAGCCGACGCUUCAAGGGGCCACGCAUAUACGGUGGUUGGACUUGCCGCAAGAUGUUUGUGUGAGUAGCAUUGAUUGGUGUGAUGACCAUCUCCUGCUGGGCAGCACACGAGGUCGCAUCCUUCUUGUAAAGGCAGGGCCAUAUAGUGUAACUGAAAGCGGUGAAGCACUUGAUCCCAGUAGAUGUUUAGCGUCGGGUGAUACACAACCGAUGGUUGGGGACAUCAUUGUUGCCCCAAGUAGCCAUGCGGUUUCAACACUUGUACGUAGCGUGCGGUGCAACGCAGAGGUGAACCCAUCGAGUGUUGUAGGAGUGGUUGAAAGCCGCGCUAUGGUGUGGGAUCUGGAGGGGGAUUUCCAUCCCGUACGUGCAUGGACCCCCGGGGUGAGCACGGAGGUGAAAAACAACGGUCAACAUGAAGUUCUUCUUUUUGCUAAUUGGGCUCCACACUGCGAUUCAAUAGUUCUCACAGGUGGUUACGAAGGGAGUCUUAUACUUACAGACACACGAGCGGAUAACACCAGGGGACACGGUUUAACGCUGCCAAUGCGCCGUGGGUACAUGGCUCGAUGUGCAGACUUUAACACAUUGCUGCCGUUUGUUGUGGCGGCAGCCUCAUCCGAUGGAACCAUCUCAGUAUUUGAUUGUAGAUUUCCAGAACACGCUGUGCGCACAAUUUCUUCACUUCAGGGUGAUGUUGCUUCUUUGAGAUGGCUAAGACUCCACUCUGAUCUUCUUGCGACGGGCGGUAUUGAUGGUACUGUUGCAAUGUGGAACCUGCGGUUUCCUCCAACUUACUGCGUGGGACGUGCACAAUACAAGUACCCUGUUGUUGAUCUUGCUGCUACUUUGUCCUCCGUUGAACAACGUCUUUUUGGUGUGACAAGUGGCGGGGAGUUGACCUUGACUGGCAUUGCGCUUCCGGCGCUCUCGGCUUUGGCGUCGUGGCCGAGCAGUCGUGCCAAACCGCAGCAGGUUGGCGAGGAAAAGCCGCAUUUACGGGAACGCGAAAGCCGAGGAGUGGGACUCCUCUACGCGAGGCGACUGCGAGAGGCGUAUGAAAUUAUUACCGACUGUGCUAUGGAACGCUUCACGCGCAAAGACACAGCGGUGGCAAUGGCACUCGUGGCCCUUACGGAUGUCAUGCUGGUUCCCAAGUUUGACUACAAGGAGAUGAUUGAGGAGAAGGUGGGACGUCUUUUUGCUCUUGAGGAGACAUCCCAUACACAGGCCCUUGAGGUAUUUGACGAACUCCUGACCCGUUCGAGUGAAAGACUUUGUAUGACACUGCCAUUGCGAAAGGUUCGUGACCUUAUGAAGCCCAAUCCUGAGGAUGUGAAGAAACUUGAGGCAUUGCGGUUAAACCUAUUACUGCAACGUGUUCUUUACACAGGCAAUCCCGAAGCCGUUAUCGCUGGUGUGCAAUUUUUUGCCGCCAACGCCGGUAAUCUUGAACUUGUAGACACGGAUACUGCGUGUGGCAUUGCCAGGAUGCUGCUGAGGGAAAAUUACGUGGAGGGAGAGAAGUUUAUACGUGCCUUUUUGUCUCUAUUGAUUCAGCAGGAUGGUACUGUUUUGGCCCGCACACUGACGCGACGGCUUUUGAUUGUCGUACAGGAGCCCCUAAUGACAGAGGGUCUUCCUCCACGGCAGGCGAAACGACGCGAGGAGCGUUUCCUACGCAAUUUGGUGGCUGCUCAGGAGGCUGUUCACGUACAGUUAACAAUUUUGGGUAUGGGCAUUGAAAAACAUGAGCAGGUUAUAGCCACGGUGAACAGAUAUGAGAAGGCUUGUUUGGAAAAGGGGGAGAGUGGCAUUUUUGGCUGGCUGGGCAUGAAGCCGAUUCUUUUGUUUUUGCACUCGUUGACCGCGGAUUCCAAUUAUGCCACUUUCUUUUGGGCCUGCGUGCAGUUGAUUGAAGUCUUUGCAAAGUGCCCAGGGUCGCGGCAGGUGGAAUCUCUUCUUUUUAUUACAGUUGACCGCAUUCACAGCGCUGCAAAGCAUAUUCAAAGUCAACUGAAUCAGGCUGCGGAAACACCAAGAUUUUCUCUGCCCGCAUUGCGGGAAGUGGGUAAUACCAUUCGCAGUGCGCUUGACUUUCUUUUGGUCCUUCUCCGUGUUCAGCUUGAAUGCGAAAAUGUGGCAAUUGAAAGCGGCAUGUUGGAGAUUCCCCCUGUCAUGGGCCGUAUCUUUGACAUUCUUAGCACAUCUUCUUCCGACCUUCUGGAGGCCUGGGCGACACUGCUCGAGAAAUUGGAGGACUGUAAGAUGCGCGAUUUGGUUCGGAAGUGUUGCCUUGGCGUGGUGCGGAACUUUUCUUCUCAGAUUGAGGAGCUAAUGAAAGUGUCGUCCAAGAAGGAGGACGAUGAACCACUGAAUGAAAUUCUUGAUACAUGCUACCAUUUCAUUGACACAUUUCUCAAGGGCGAUGAUGAAUGA
This is a messenger RNA of Trypanosoma cruzi, 2685 nucleotides long. RefSeq lists its product as uncharacterized. Gene Ontology annotation, biological process: regulation of gene expression. The transcript has a single exon. The record is from RefSeq and is a predicted model, not a curated record. The coding region runs from base 1 to 2685 and encodes 894 amino acids. NCBI's taxonomy places the organism in Eukaryota, Euglenozoa, Kinetoplastea, Trypanosomatida, Trypanosomatidae. Gene Ontology annotation, molecular function: histone binding. Gene Ontology annotation, cellular component: nucleus.